Messenger RNA from Gopherus evgoodei (Goodes thornscrub tortoise), 4807 nucleotides. It is a transcript of the gene TMEM139, whose product is annotated as transmembrane protein 139. The coding region runs from base 429 to 1079 and encodes 216 amino acids. The transcript is spliced from 3 exons. Lineage: Eukaryota; Metazoa; Chordata; Testudines; Testudinidae. The record is from RefSeq and is a predicted model, not a curated record.
CAGGGAGGAGAAAAGAGGAGUGAGAAGGAGCACAGAAGAGAGAAGAGAAAAAGGAGAAAAUAGACGACCACAGAGAAGUGAAACUUUGGAUUCAGUGCUUCGAAAAAGGAGGCAAGGCUACUGUAACAAGGUCUCCCUGUGGUCUGCUACCUUCCCACAUUCACUGCUCACUAGCAUAUAAAGAGCUCCCUUGGGAGUGUGAAAGGAGUCAAGGGAAGAGAAGGAAGUGCUUUUGGUAGUGUCUCUUCCUUAGGUCAGGGAGAGAAAGGCAAGGAAUAGAUUCAAAAGAGGCUUAUAGAUCAUUCCUUGGGAUGAAGAGAGAAGGCAAGAGGACAUGGCUGGUACUGGCUCCAGAAGGCUAUCUCUGAUCUCUGUUCCCCCAGCAGCCCAGCCUUCUCCCAUUGCCUGCCAUCACCAUCCACAUCAGCAUGUGGGUAGAGACACACUGGAGAGGCAUUCGCCAAGCUUUGUUGUUUGUCUUCACCGCCGCACUUCUCAUUGGGGUCAUCAUGCUGGCUAUCUCCUCUAACAUCAACCCAGUUGGAUUCUUCUUCCUGGGGGUGGGGGGCGUGUGCCUGAUCGGCUACCUGCUGAGUGUGUUUAUGGAAUGCUUCCUGAAGCAUCGGCACCCACAGGAUACAAAUCAGGCAGCCACAAGGAGACAGAGCCAGGCAGGGGUGAAUUUUGCCUAUGAAGCACCAGCCUAUGAGGACGUGGUGACAAUGACACCAGCCCCAACAGUCUGGACGAUCACCUCCACUUCAGGCACAGUGCCCUCAACACUGGGGGAGCCCCCACCAUACAGUGUGGUCAUUGAGCCGCCCAGUAUGGCAGAAACUGGGGCGGAGACCUUCAGCGUCUCAGUGGCAUCAGGCAUCAGGCGUGCCUCCGAGGCAGACGCAGGCUCCAGGCUGCACCUUAGGUUGGUGCUGCCCCCCAGGAUGCAGCGCUUUGUCUCAGAUAUCCAUGAUGUCAAAGAUGCUGAAGAGAGGCUGGAGCCACUCACCCCACCACCUGCUUAUGAGAGUCCCACUGAUGAUGAUGUCUUUGCAGAAGCUUUCCAACCCUCAAGACAAUGAUUAAACAGACAGCCCCUGCUUGUUAUGGAUGAGACACAAAACCCAUCUAGUGCCACCACAAACUGGAGAAAGGAGCUCAGGUCUGCGGGCCAUGUCAUGGGAGCACCAAGGGGUCCACAAUAGAGGAUGUGGGGUGAAGAUGGAACGCUGAGCCCAGGGCUGUAGGCUGUAAGUGUGAAGAGGACAGUGCACAAAAGACCCCUGCCCCUACACACAGUACACUCUGUACCUCUCCACACACACUGCUCAUUCUCUCCUGCAUCCCCUAUAUACAUGACUCACUACCUGCUCCACCACCACCUGCUAUUUCCUACACAUACACACACUAUCCAUUACUUCCCUACAUGGACAAACUACUAUCCCCUUCAGGAACACACACUGACUCCCUCUCUCAUACACACACACACAUUAUCUGCUACUCCCUGCACAAACACUCUUAAUACUUCCUACACACAUAUAUGUACUGUGUACUUCUCCCCAAGCACAUGAACGUCCACCCACUUACCUACUAUCCUCAAACACACACACAUUUGCCAAUGUCCUGGAUCAUUCCUUAGAUUUCAUGCUGUCUUGACAUCUUCCUCAGAAAUGAAGUUUUGGGUUUUUCCAGAAACAAUACAUUAACUGAUGAGCUGUGAGUUAGAAAUUAUCCCUUAAAGUGGAUUGUUCAGAACCAGGGUCGUCUUAGAUGAUAAACAGAAAUGAGUGACUACUCACCAGCAGAUACCAAAGACAUUCACAGUCUUGUAGAGACAGCCCUACAUUUUAUAGGGUCCUACAUUACUUAACAAGUGUGAGGCCCAACUCCCUCUGCAUGCCCACAAAGUGUCUGUCUGUCUGCAUCCCCUUCUGAAAAGCUAUUUAUGGGGCCCCACAGAUUUUUUUUUUUUUGCCUUCUCUCCAUGGAGCCAAAAGGUGGAGAAGAAACAACUGUCUUAGAGGAAGCCAGGAGAACUGCUGGGACCAGAAUCAGAUGGGUCUGUGCAUGUGGAACUGAUAGCAAAAAGUAUACUGGAGCCACUGAAGGCCAGAGCCCAGUGCAGUUGCAUCAGUUGCAGGAGUCCAAGUUGCCCGGUAUCCUUAGAGAAUAACCAAAAUCUAGGUUUCAACUUACUAAAGUCUUGCAUUUAUAUAUAUUUUUUAACUUGUAUUUUUUAGUGCUGUUGAUUUAUGAUUUUUAAAAAAUACAAUUAAGUGUGUUUCAGCCAAAGCUUCACUUCCCAGUGACUUCCUAUUAAAUAUUAUUGGUAUUACAGUAAUGGCUACAUAUCCCAACCAGGAUCAGAACCUCAUUGUGCUAGGCACUGAUAAACAGAUAGUAAAGAACAGUUGCUGUCCCAAACAGCUUACAAGACAAUGGAUGGGAAGAAAAAAGUAUGUGUGACACCUUAUAUGGCAGCAAAGAGUCCUGUGUCACUUUAUAGACUAACAGACCCACUUCAUCGGAUGUAAUAUGGAAGUCUCUUUUGGCCCUGAAAUAUAUUAAUUCUAUUUCCCAUAGAGGCACUACUGCGGUGAGGGGGGGGGAGGGGUUGUACUCUUCAUACUUAAAACAGUAGCAAGUCUAUCUUACCACUUCUUGAACCAGGCUAGAAAUUCUGAAAUAAAGCUUUUGAUUCUACUGGAAUUCUUUGCAUGUUCAAAACAAUACUGCAAUGGUCCCUCCUGGCAGAAGUGGCAUAGAGGGACAUAAAGAAUGAAGUGGUAUGAUCUAGAACAAGAAUCCCAGAUGCACACUGCAAAGCACAGUGGACUAAAGGAAUGAAUCCUGGAUCAAACAAUGAGGUAUCAUGGCCAGCAGCAGGGGUAGGCUGACCAUAUGUCCGUUUUGGCUGGGACAGUCCCUUUUUUAAGCCCAGUCCUGGCCCUCCUGACUUUUUUGGCAAAAGUGAGCUUUUGUCCUGUUUGCUCUUGCUGACUUGCUCAGUUGGCAAGAAAAAAUGGAGCAAAUGCCCACUUUUGUCAAAAAAGUGGAGUGUGGAGGAACCAUGCUAGCCUCAUGCAGGGAGGGAGGCAGGGCUCAGGCAAGCAGCAACCUCAGCCCUGCAUGAGGGGGCGGGAAGGGAGGGGGAGGAAGCAGAGCUCAGGUGAGUGGCUCAGGCCAGCCCUGCAUGGGGGUCAGGGAGAGGAUGGCUUGGGCUAGCCCAACGCAAUAUUCCAUUUUCCCUUUGGGAAAUAUGGUCACCCUAAGCAGGGGUAUCAAACACAUUUGGAGGAAAGAACCAAAUUCCAUGUUUAAUUUGGCUCUAUUUCAGGCUAUAAUUCAGUACUAUAUAUCCCCACAAUGCACAGUGGAAGGUUUGUACAGAGAUCAAGGGGAGAAUAUGCCCUUUAUAUAGUAACUAAAUAUUCAGUGAUUAUUUCUAAUGUGUUCAGUGUCUUAUCGUCACAUUCAGCACUGGGGAAGGAAACCUGUGCCCGGUUGGACCAUUACUAUCUCUACACCUUUUGUCUCUUCCUUUCCAUUCCCCUUUCUCUAUUUCUCCCCACCUUCCCUGUCUCUGAGUUCCUUUGUCCUUUCCUCUGCAUUUCCUUCUCCAAUGCUGCUCCCAUUUCCUACCUCAGUGGGUUCCACUUUAGGGUGGCCAGAGGGCAAGUGUGAAAAAUCAGGACAGCGGUGUGGGGGGUAACAGCUGCCUAUAUAAGAAAAAGCCCCCCAAAUCGGGAUUGUCCCUAUCAAAUCGGGACAUCUGGUCACCCUACUCUGCUUCCACCUUAACACUCAUCCCACACAAUAAAAUAAUCAGGGAUUAACUACUCAGCCCCAAGUAUCAUUAGGAUUUAGACUGGAUUCUCUAAUCAGAUUAACAGGAGUCUGGGCAGUGAGCCAUUGUUUCAAACUGUCUGAAGACUGAAGGAGACAUCACUGUAUCCGAUGAAGUGGGUUUUAGCCCACAAAAGCUUAUGCCCAAAUAAAUUUGUUAGUCUCUAAAGUGCCACAAGUACUUCUGUUAUUUUUGCUGAUACAGACUAACACGGCUACCACUCUGAAACCCAUCACUGUAUUGGUUAUGCUCUCUUCACCAUUGGAAGGUUAGCCCUCUAGCCAUAAGGGCUAGAAACUUACUCUUUUUAAAAAAUGAUAGUUUAGAUUCUGGAGAAUGUGAACAUGUCAUGCAGGCCAUAAAAUCACCUAAGUUCAGCCAGAUUCAUCAUAAAGGCAGUUUGUUUGAUAGGCCUGUCCUAGAGCAAGGAGAAGAGUUUCAUUUUUAAUUCUGCCACUGAUUCACUCCAUGCUCUUGGGUAAGGACAAGUCUACUUUUAAAACACUGCAUUGGUGCAGCUGUACCAAUGCAGCUGCACUGCUGUAGCAUUUGAACAAAGAUGCUCUAGGCCAACGGGCGAGAGCUCUCUCGUUGGCAUAGUUAAUCCACCUCCCCAAGAGGUGGUAGUGAUGUCAGUGGGAGAAGCUCUCCUGUCAACAUACCACUGUCUACAUGGGGAGUUAGGUCAGUAUAAUUAUGGCAUUCAGGGUGUGAAAAUCUAGGCCCCUGAGUGAUGUAGUUACACCGAUAUAGGUCUGUAUUGUAGACCAGACAUCAGUCACUUCAGUUUCCCCAUUUGUGAAGCUGGAAUCAUACUUCUAAGAGUGUUGUGAAGUUUAGGGGGUUAAUGUUUGGAUACACUUUGACCAUGCAAAGGCCUAUAAAUGUGAAUGUACACCUCUACCCUGAUAUAACGCGACCCGAUAUAACACGAAUUUGGAUAUAACGUGGUAAAGCAGUGCU